AAUGAUAACGAGUUUUUGGCACAGAAAAUGGUAGAAGACAGAAAUCCAUCACAAGAUACGGUACAGAUAAGUGGGCAUAUCGUACUUCAGAAUGUUUCUUAUGACAAGGAUGUCGUGGAAAUAAAAUUGCCAGAUACUGUUGAUUCUGUUAAUAAUGGCGGUAAUUUUGUCAAGGAUGUCUGUGUCGAUGAAGGGGCACUACUUUAUCGGAAUAUUUCAGAAGAAAAACUAGUAGAUAAAAGGUCAUCUCCAAAUUUCAGUUAUCAAAUGAUCGGUGCAAACAGUGACAUAAGAUAUGGGAAGAAAGAUGAUCCUAGAAAAUCUAUACACGAACUAAAACCAGAAGCGGUUGUACCAGUUGACGUUGCUCCUGACUGUAACAACGAGAAGCAAUACUCUUCUGGCAAAGAGUAUGAUCUUGAAGGCAUGAUUACUGCUGGUUACAUUGCAGGAGAUCCCAGUGAUAAGAAAAUUAGUUUGCAAGAGUUACUUCGCCUUGAAAGUGCAGAAGAAUCCCGGCAGGCAGCCACAAUAAACUCUGAGAGCAGUGAAAAACAUAAGCGCCCUCUUUAUGAAGAAGCAGUUGGACAGGCUUCCACAAAUGACCGUCAUGAAGUUCAAGCUAUUGCGCCCAAAACCAGUGAGCAUGUCAGUAGUGGUGUAUCAAGUAAGGACAAUACCAGCGGUUGCUCGGCAAUGAUGGCUGAAGACCAUGACGCAGCUGCAGCAUUAGAUGUGAGAGAGCCAAACAAAAUUGAUCGCUACAACCCUUUCGUUGAUCAUAGGUCACUAGAGGAUACAUCGGAACCUGAGUGCUCUAUACCAGCAAUCACAGAUCCUGCUUCCACUGAACCCAUCUGCACCGUUGACAAUACUGAUAGCUUUAGCGAUGUGGCAAGUGGCUCCGCAGGAUUAAAUGAAGUGAAAAUAGCUGAAUCCGGGGUGGAUGCUGUGAGUUCAAGUAGUUCAGACAUUCAAUCUGAAAAGAGCGAUGAUCACCGUGAAAGUCUUGCUAGCACGUCAAUCACUGGGCCAGUGGAGGAAACUGCAGUUGCUACAUCUUCAUCACCUAAAGAUGUCGAGCCUAGUGAUGCAAACGGCGAGAAUGAAGAAAAAUGUGCCAGUGAUGGUGUCACUGAUGUGCAUGCUUCCAAUCAGAUAGACGAAGAGAACUGUAUCGACACAGACGAUGCAAUCAGUAAGAGCUCUGCCCUUACCUGGGCAGUGGUUGAACAAACUGCACCUGAAAGUUCAAAUUCAGCAGCUCGCAUUGGCAGUGGCAAUCCCUAUGAACCGAACUUCUUUGGUCCCAGUAUCAUGUCAGCGCCGGCUUCGAUCUCCGGUCAUAUAGCGUAUUCUGGCAACACCUCUCUCCGGUCAGAUAGCAGCACAACUAGCACCCGGUCCUUCGCAUUUCCAGUGUUGCAGAGGGAAUGGAUCAGCAGCCCGGCGAGGAUGCCGAAGGCUGACCGCAGGCGCGCCAGGCCGCGCCGUGGCUUGAGGAAAGGACUCAUCUGCUGUAGAUUCUGAGUGUGGUCGCGCUCGCGUCUCUUCUCCUGCGGAAUUCAGCUCCUUACAUGGUGUGCACGAGAAAAGAAAAAACCUUGGGGGCCUGUUUGGAUUGAUGGUAUUUCCUUGGAAAGUUUGGGAUCGAAGUACAAAUUCGAGCUAAAUACUGUGUAUUCCAACGAAAUACCACUCAUCCAAACACCCCAGCCUCGGCUUUUUUUCUUCUUCUUCUUCUUACAAGUCUCAUUUGCACGCCAUAUAUACCCUGCUUCUUUAUUGAUCCUGGAGCAGGGUAAUGCAUGGCUUGUCGGAUUUGGCCGUGGUUUUGUGAUAGUUUGUAUGGUGAGUGAGGAGAGAAAAGGAAUGGUAUAUAGGUGCAGCGUAGAGAGAUGGUGCUUGGUAGAGAGAUGAUUUAGAUGUACAUCCUUCAUCCUUGCUGAGUUAAUUUGUUCUGCUGGUCUUUGUUGGUCUGAGCUAUAUACGUCACACCGUGCUAUAUACGUCAUUCAGAUUU
Phragmites australis (common reed) is the source of this 2023-nucleotide messenger RNA. RefSeq lists its product as uncharacterized. The record is from RefSeq and is a predicted model, not a curated record. The annotation marks the transcript as partial. Gene Ontology annotation, biological process: regulation of asymmetric cell division. The transcript has 3 exons. Lineage: Eukaryota; Viridiplantae; Streptophyta; Magnoliopsida; Poales; Poaceae.